Messenger RNA from Electrophorus electricus (electric eel), 8865 nucleotides. It is a transcript of the gene vwf, whose product is annotated as von Willebrand factor. The record is from RefSeq and is a predicted model, not a curated record. Gene Ontology annotation, molecular function: protein binding. Gene Ontology annotation, cellular component: extracellular matrix. Lineage: Eukaryota; Metazoa; Chordata; Actinopteri; Gymnotiformes; Gymnotidae. Gene Ontology annotation, biological process: cell-substrate adhesion; blood coagulation.
AGAUAUGUGAGACACCAGAGAACAUAGAACCAGCACAGAGCAGUGCAUUCCACUCAGAGAGAACAGGAACCAGGCACGAGACUCAUAUGCUAGACACAUUCUGCGUGCUGCUGUUAAGAUGGAAAGGCUACAGCUGAAAGGGUGGAAUGUGUUCCCAUGCCUUAUCUUCCUCUAUUUGGCAGGCUGUGUGUUAGUAGAGGGGACCAGUCGGUGUAGUCUGUUUGGCCGGCAGUACAUACAUACAUUUGAUGGCGUCAUUUAUGAGUUCCCUGGAGACUGUAGCUAUAUGCUGGCUGGAGACUGCCGUCGCAGAACCUUCUCAAUAUUGGGUGAUUUCUCUCAUGGCCAAAGGAAAGGAGUGACUCUCUUCAUUGGAGAGGCUUUUGAGUUGCAUCUAUCUGUGGAUGGAAGCCUGUCUCAAGGAGCAGAGAGGUUGCAUUUGCCGUAUGCCUCGAGCUCAGUGUUUGUGGGCUUCGAGUUGGGUAGCGUGCGGUUGUGGAGUGAUGAGUUUGGUUUUUCCAUUCGCAUUGACCCUACACAAAACAUUCAGCUCACCCUCACCAAACACCAUAGUAACCAUACUUGUGGUCUCUGCGGCAACUACAACUCUCUGCCUGAUGAUGACUAUACUGCACAAGAAGGUUUUGUGACAGAGGACCCUUUUGACUUCGCCAACUCAUGGGCCCUUAAUGGGGCUUCAGAGCCAUGUAAACACAUAACCCCACCUUCUCAGACCUGUAACAGCACAGGUCCCUCAGUGAAAGAUCGAAUGUCUCAGUGUGAGGCUCUGCGAACGUCUGCAGUAUUCCUUCGCUGUGCACACCUGGUGAAUGUGGAUGCAUUUGUGGCAAUGUGUGAGGCUGAUGUGUGUCACUGUGGAAACAGUGAAGACUGUUUAUGUCAGGCCCUGCUGGAAUAUGCACGUACCUGUGCUACCCAUGGAGUUGUACUACAUGACUGGCACACCCAGAGUCUGUGCACUCCAAAGUGUCCAUUAGGAAUGCAGUAUAGCGCCUGUUCUCAGGCAUGUUCCACAUCCUGUCAGACACUGAACAUCCAGGAAGUGUGCAGGGGCGAUUGUGUGGACGGCUGUAGCUGUGCAGUGGGUAAGGUACUGGAUGGAGAUCGCUGUGUUGAUGUCUCCCAGUGCUCAUGUCAGCAUACAGGGAAACGCUUCCCUCCUGGGUCUACUAUCUCACAAGACUGCAACACAUGUGUGUGUCGCCAUGGAUCUUGGGAGUGCACAAAUGAGCAAUGCCCAGGCGAGUGUUUGGUAGCAGGACAAUCCCACUUUAAAAGCUUUGAUAAUAAGUUCUUCACCUUCAGUGGCUUCUGUCAGUAUCUGCUGGCAAAGGAUUGUCAAACCAACCUGUUCUCUGCUAUUAUUGAGACUGUACAGUGUGCAGAUGACCAGGAUGCUGUGUGCACACGUUCAGUCACACUUAAGUUCCAUGAUAUGGCCAGUCAGACAAUUAGGCUAAAGCAUGGGGGUGUGGUCUCCGUGGAUGGCAUGGAUGUUCAAAUGCCUUUGGUCAAAGGAAUACUGAGAAUCCAGAACACUGUGUUGUCCUCUGUGAGGCUGAUCUAUGGAAAUGAUCUUCAGGUGGACUGGAACGGCCAUGGACGAGUGCUGCUCAGGCUUAGCCCAGUGUAUGCAGGAAAAACCUGUGGUCUGUGCGGUAACUAUAAUGGUAACCAAGGCGAUGAUUUCCUGACGGCGAGUGGUCUGGUUGAGACACGAGUGGAGGGUUUUGGAAAUGCGUGGAAGAUGAAUGCAGAGUGUGAAAAUAUUCAAAAACAGCCCACUGAUCCCUGUAGCUUAAACCCAAAGAGAGUGCGCUUUGCAGAGGAGGCGUGUGAGGUGCUGUUGUCUGUGAAGUUUGAGCCAUGUCAUCGUGAGGUAAACCCCAGCCCGUUUGUGAAGAACUGUCGUUAUGAUGUGUGCUCCUGCUCUGAUGGCCACAAGUGCCUGUGUGACGCUGUGAGCACCUACGCAACUGCCUGUUCUUCUCGGGGAGUGCUCAUCAACUGGAGGGGACAGGGAUACUGUGAACUGAGUUGUCCAGGUGGCCAGGUGUAUGAGUGUGGGAGUGUGUGUAACCAGACGUGUCGGUCUCUGUCGCUGCCGGACAGCGAGUGUCGCAGUGUGUGUGAGGAGGGCUGUUUCUGUCCUCGAGGACUAUAUUUGAGUGACACAGGAGAGUGUGUGUCACCAGAGCAGUGCUCCUGUCACUAUGAUGGUGAAAUCUACCAGCCCAAUGACAUGUUUGCUGAUCACCAUUCUAUCUGUUACUGUGAGAGUGGCUCCAUGCACUGCAGCUCCAGUGAUCAGCCAACAUAUAUGUUAUCUGAUCUCUUCUUUGAUGAGCCUCUCCCUUCCAGAGAGCGGCGCUCUCUCUCCUGCACCACACCACUGCAGUUGUUGAAGUGUAAGAGUGUGAGGGAUCUGGGUAUAGAAUGUGCUAGAACGUGCCAGAACUUAGACCUUGAGUGUGUGAGCCAGGGCUGUAUCUCGGGUUGUGUGUGCCCUCCUGGGACGGUUCGUUAUAGAAGAGAAUGCCUUCCUCCAGACCAGUGCCCCUGUUUCCAUAACAACCACCCCUAUGCUCCUGGACAGAGCAUUAAUGUAGAGUGCAACACCUGUGUGUGUGCCGGUCGGCAGUGGAACUGUACUCAGCAAGCCUGUGACGGUGUGUGCCAGACAAUAGGAGAGUCCCACUACCUCAGCUUUGAUCGACUCAAGUUUUCAUUCCCAGGACCCUGUCAGUAUGUCCUUGCUCAGGAUUACUGUAAUGGUUUGGAUGGCACAUUUCGAGUGCUGGUGGAGAGCUCCUGUGGGGUUGCUGGCCAGCGCUGCACUAAGGCUAUCACUGUGCUCUACAUGGGAGGACAGAUCAUCAUGGAGCAUGGAGAGGUGAAGAUGAAUAGGCCGGUGAUGAAGGAGACAGAUGUUGAGAUUGUACGCUCAGGUCUUUAUUACAUCGUUCUCCUAGGAAAACACAUUUCUCUCACCUGGGACACUGGCACUCGUAUUAUACUGAAGAUAAACAGCAAAUACAGGGGAAGAUUGUGUGGUCUGUGUGGAAACUUUGAUGGUAAUCAAAACAACGACCUACUGAGCAGUAACAAUCAGAUGGAGGUGGACCCUGUAGACUUUGGAAACUCCUGGAAGGUCCAGCUGAGCUGUGCUGAUGCUGUCCAGCUGCCGUCUCCAUGCAGUACCGAUGUGGUAAAACUGGUGGCAGUGGAACAGUCAUGCCACGUGCUCACCAGCGCACCUUUCAAGGAAUGCAACAGUAUGGUGGACCCAGAACCAUACUGGGAGAUCUGCACUCACGACACCUGCUUGUGUCCAUCGGUGGGCGACUGCACAUGUUUGUGUGACGCUGUCGCAGCCUAUGCUCACGAAUGUGCCCAGAGGGGAGUGGUUGUAGAGUGGAGGUCCAACGACCUGUGCCCUAUAAGCUGUGAGAAGCUGAAUAAGGAUGCAGGACAGGAGUGUGAGUGGCGUUUUAAUGCCUGUGCUAGUAAUUGUCCUAUAACAUGCCAGCACCCAGAGCCCUUGAACUGCCCACAUACUUGCCUAGAGGGCUGCCAUGCCUUCUGCCCACCAGGCCAGGUCUUAGAUGAAGUUUUGAGACGCUGUGUGGAACCAUCUCAGUGCCAGGUGUGCAUGCACAAUGGAGAACGAAUUUCCCAUGGAAAGCAGAUCAUUUUGAAUCAUGAUGACCCCCAUCUUUGUCAGAUAUGCUACUGUGAGGAAAACAGUUUGAAUUGUGGUCCAUGCCCGUCCCCUGGUCCCACGUCCACACCAACCCCAACCAUUGUACAUACCACGCCUAUGCCCGUCCCCUUCUCCACGGCAGUUCCUGAGGAUGCCUGUGAUAGAGCAAUGGAUCUGGCCUUCCUGGUGGACGGCUCCUCCUCUCUCAAAGAGGAAGACUUUGGCUUGGUCAAGAGCUUCAUCUUGGGUGUGGUGGAGCGCUUCCGGAUGGGUUCGGCGCACACUCGGGCCACGGUGCUUCUUUUCCACUCAGGAGUGAAAAGCUACGACAUGCAGGUGCAGAAGUGGAUUUUCCGAAAAAUGGUGCAUGACAUGCACUACAGUGGCGGCGACGUAGCCUUCAUGGACGAGGCCUUCAAGUACCUGUCUGUGUAUAUCUAUGACAAGAACAAGCGUGCACAUGCAGGCCGUGUUGCCAUCAUGCUGACAGCCAGCAUGAACCCGCGGCCCAUGCGCACCACCCAGCGUCUGCUGAGGAAGAAAGACAUCACCGUCCUCACCAUCGCCCUUGGACCUGAUGUCAGCAUGGCGCAGGUGAAUGACAUCACCAAGUCAACGCCCAGUAGUCGAGCAUAUGUGCUGAGCAGUGUGGCCGAGCUGGAGAACCGUGCUCUGGAAAUCACAGAUUAUCUCUGCACACUGGGCAUGGACCCCGAAAUACCUAAGAAACCCUCCACCUCAAAACCCUCCAUGACAACCACCACCACGACCAUUGCAACAACGAUACCUAUUACAGAGGAUGUCAAGCCAUUUGCUGCUACCAUUCCACCUACAGCUGCUGUCCUGACUGCAUUUCCCAGCACCUUCAGCCCUGGAAAUACUCUUUCUCCUCCUAUAGUGACGAUGCAUGACAUUACCUUCCUGCUAGAGGGGUCAGACAGAGUCGGGGAAGAAGGCUUUAACCAGACACGAGACGCGCUCAUCAACGUUGUGGCAUCCCUUGGACAGGAGGAGAUGAAGCACCUGCGAAUCACAGUGAUACAAUACUCUCUCACUGUCUCUGUCGAGCUUAGUCGAAUGGAGUUGCAGCACAAGGAGCUCUUACUGCGCCGAAUGCAACAAAUCCGCUGGGGAGGCGGGGCCCAGGUGAACACGGGGCAUGCCAUUCGCUCCCUCUAUGAGUCCAUUACUACAGAGAGGCCGGAUCACUCUCCUGACCAGAUGGUGUUCCUCAUAACUCAGAGCCCACCUACUGAUGUGAUUCAGAGGCCAUCCAGCUCCACCCACAUGCAGGUGUUCCCUGUUGGGAUUGGUCCUUAUGUGCAUGAGAUGGAUCUGGAGCCACUUAGUUUCCCACAUGCUCCUAUAAUGUUGAAGACUACUGAGCAGCUGCACUCACUGGGCCCACUUCUGGUUAAUAUCAGUAGGACACAGAAAAGGCCAGUCAUACCUACCCUACCUCCUAGAGCAACACUGCCCUCUUCAGUGCCCUGCUCUAAGGCUAUGGAUGUGAUCUUUUUGCUGAGAACAGCUUUUAUUAAUCAGUUUGAGGACCUGAAAACAUUUGUGAGAUCUUUCAUAAAGAGUGCUAACAUUGGCCAUAAUGAGACUCAGGUAGCAGUGGUAGUAUAUGGAGCGAAGCCAGUGGAGGUUGUAUCCUUCAGAGAUAAACAAAAUGUAGAAAACCUUCUUCAAAUGAUAAACAAAUUAGACAGCAAGACAGACAAUGAAGCACGAUUGGGUGCUGCAUUACGAUCAGCUGUUCAAACAUCAAUUUCCUCCACAAGUGGGGGUAGGAUGGGUGUAGCCAAGCUUGUUGUGAUGCUGGUGAUUGAUAGGUCAACUGACUCAGUGCGGGAACCUGCAAAUGAAGCUAUUACUGCUGGUGUUUCGGUGUUUCCCAUUGGGGUGGGUGAGCUGUAUGACCAGACUGAACUGAGCAUGCUCGCAGGUCCACAUGCACAGGACAAUGUUAUACACCUGAGUAGCACAAAUGACCUGCUCUCUAUGCUUACCCAGGACCACUCAUUCAUUGACAAACUCUGCAGAGUGGGUCCUCCCGGGCUGUGUAUUGAUGACGAGGGAAAAGAGAGACAGCCUGGUGAGACGUGGUUCCUGGCAGAUGGCUGCCACUCGCUGCUGUGUAACCCAUCAGGAGAGGUGACUCUGCAGAGUCACAUGGUCAACUGUGAGAGGAUGGAGCCUCCAGCCUGCCAAAACAACCUCAUAGCCCUCAAGGUUCAUCAGACCUGCGGCUGCACCUGGGCCUGCCCUUGUAUUUGCAUGGGCAGCUCUACCAGUCAUGUGGUGACAUUUGGUGGCGUGGCUGUGAAGCUGAAAAGUGCCUGCUCGUAUCUGCUGCUUCGCUCUGGAGGGGCUGAGCUUGUGUUACACACAACACCCUGUAAGGGCUUGCCCAAUCAAGUCUGCAUGGAGAGCUUGGAGCUGAGAGAGGGCGAGACUAGUAUUGUGUUAAGAGAUGAUAUGAAGGUAGCAGUAAAUGGUGUGGCUACUGCAGUACCCUUCAGACAGGGAGGAGUGGCUGUCACUCAGAUUGGAGCUCUGUUGCACCAGCUGCGGUCAGAGAGGCAUGGGUUCACCCUCACCUUCACUCCCCAUAGCAAUGAGUUUACCAUCAGCCUGGACCUCUCCAUGAUGACAAACACCACCGGCAUCUGUGGUUCCUGCUCUGAUCAGACAGACCAGUUGCUUCCCGAUGGCUCUGUGGCUGAUAACCAGGAUGUGUUUCUGCGAGCGUGGGCCCUGGGCGAGUGUGUAUCCAUAGUGCGGGAGCCUGAGUGGUGUGAGGCGGGUGGGGCAGAGGCCUGCGAAAUGCUGUCUUCUCCAGUGUUUGCCCUGUGCCAUGCUGUUGUGCCCCUGCAGGACUACAUGAGCAUGUGCCGUCAGGCCGCCUGCCAUCCUGCUGCUGUCUGUGACCUCCUUGCUGUCUACAGCAGCAUGUGUAGACAGCAGGGUGUGUGCAUCAACUGGAGGAAAUCCAACCUAUGCCCCAUGCCAUGCCCUAGCACUAUGGAAUACGACGCAUGUCGAACUGGCUGUGUGGAGCAGUGUGGGCGCGGCAGGCAAGUACUGGGUGAUGUGGAUGCGACGGAUGAUGGGCAGUGGAACAGAACCCAGUGCUGGAACACCCCCACUGAGGGCUGCUUCUGCCCCUCUGGCACGCUGCUCCGUGGGGACGAGUGUGUCAGCAGGGAAGCUUGCAGCCAGUGUGUGGACCAACACGGACUCUCUCACCAGUUUAUGGAGACGUGGAUCUCUGAUGACAACCCAUGCUUGCUGUGUGUCUGUCUGGAUCAGCAGCGUAUCAACUGCACAGCCAUGCCUUGUAUUAAUGCUAAACCCCCUCAGUGUGGAAAGUGUGAGAUUCUUCUGGAGAAGAAGCAGUCUACGUGCUGCCCUGAGUAUGAAUGUGUGUGUGACACUGUGAACUGUAUUAUGGCUAGUCCGCCACAAUGUGAAAAUGGUCUCAGUUCAGUACUCACAAACCCUGGGGUGUGUGCACCAGUUUAUCAAUGUGUCUGUAAAAAAGAGGAAUGCUCGGCAACCAAACCCUCUUGCCCUGUCCACAAAAAACUGUCCAUCAAACAGACACAGUGCUGUGAUUUAUACGAAUGCAUGUGCGACUGUCAGAACUCCAGUCGAGUUUGUCCCACUGGUUACAUCACCAAGGAACUCACCGAUGACUGUGGCUGUGUUGACAUCACAUGCCUCCCUGAUAAGGUAUGUGUGGUUCAGGGAGUGGUGUAUCAGAUGGGCAGGAGAUGGGAGGAGAAGUGUAAGGUAUGUACGUGCACAGAGAAGACAGACCAAGCAACGGGCCUACACCUAGUGCAGUGUGUGGAUCCUGUCUGCAACCAGAUCUGUCCACUGGGCACCAUCUACUCUCACUCGGAGGGGACAUGUUGUGGUCACUGCCGUAGGUCCAGCUGCGUAGAGGAGGACACAGUGCAUGGAGGACAUCUGCGAGCGGUAGGAGAGCAAUGGGUGUCUCCAGAGAAUCAGUGUUUGUUGAUGGAGUGUGUGCAGGUUAAUGAGGAAGUCUUCAUCCAGCACACUAAUGUGUCAUGCCACCUAAAGGACACACCCAGCUGCCCAUUGGGAACGGAGUUGCAAUGCAAUACAAUUGAAAGCUGCUGCCCUGCCUGCCACUGUGCACCUGUGGAUGCAUGUGUAUUGAAUCAUACACUCAUUGGGGCAGGAGAAAGAGUGAUGGUGGAUGCAUGUACACACUGCAAGUGUACGGAACAGCAGGGGAAAUAUCACUUGACCUGUAGAAAGUUGGGCUGCAGUCCCUGCUCAGAGGGUUACAUUCUAGAGCCAGUGCCAGGGUCUUGCUGUGGCCGUUGUGUAGCAUCUGCCUGUUUCACCCAACAAUCUGAUGGGCAAUUAAUCAAUGUGCCGGUUAAUAGUACACAUGAAGAUGGCUGCAGCAAACACACCUGCAGUGUAAAUGAGCAUGGAGAGCUUGUGCUGGAGACUGCUGUGACCAUCUGUCCUCCGCUGGACAGAGAGCACUGCCUGCAACAUGGGGGCAAAAUAAGUCAGAUAGGCCAGAGCUGCUGUGAGAUGUGUACUGAGCCACCGUGCAGAAGGACAGUGGGUUUGCUGCAAUACAUCAUGGUGGAUGGCUGCCAAUCAGAUGAAAAACUACAGAUCAGCAACUGUGAGGGGCGGUGUACCAGUAAGGCUGUUUAUUCUCUGGAAAAGAACCGUGUGGAAAGUGAAUGUGUGUGUUGUGUUGCCACAGGGACUCUGCCCCUGACUGUUUCUCUGCAGUGUCCUAAUGGCACACACAUACCUCACCAAGUCCUUACCGUCACUGGCUGUGACUGCCAAGCCCACGCUUGCUCUACUGAAUGAAAAUAUGUUUAAUAUCACAAACACGCACACAAAAACAAAUAAAACUCACUAUGGGCACACAUACAUACAACAAAUACACACUUAAUGUCUGUAAAACAGUUUUACUCACACACAGGACACGGUCGUCCUUAUGCGUGCUCUUAUGCUUAUACCGUAUCUGUGUAUAUGUCAUGUCACUCCUUCUUAAAAAUGUACUUAAAGAAACAAUAAAUCAUAUUGUCAUAAAUCAACAUCUAAGCAAUACACUAUCUGCAUUUGCA